AUGCCAUUCUCGGCCGCCGUUUGUUUGUCCGAUAUUUUGUCGGCCUUUAAAGUCGCCGUAAAUGAAGAGCAAUGUUGGUCUUUAGCGCAUCAAACACUUAAAGCCAUUCGCGUCCACUUUCGGCCCCGAGAGUCCGCUCUUGUCAGUGAACCGCGACAUCUGUUGGUCGGCGGCGAUGGAGAAGUGGACGUCCGCUCUUUUACCGACGACUCGGACUGUCGUUCUUCAGCCAAUUCAGAGAACGAGAUGUUGGCCGCCCUCGCAGUCGUUCUCUUUCGUGCUCUCGAUUAUGGUCUUCGCGAAGAUGAAGAACCAUCUUUGUCGCGACCAUUGGAACGACUUAUCGAUCGAAUGUCUUCAGCCGUCGUCCAAGACGUCGACUCUCGAGAUGAAGGCAUUGAAUGCGAACCAAAGACAGCAUUAGACGACGCACUUGAAAUGUGUUGCGCGCGCUUUGCGUCUCCCGAAGCAGCGGCCACUCAUUACCGAACCGUUUGUCGAUCUCUGGUCUCCGAAACGCGAGAAUUAACUCAAUUUCUCGAAACCAUUGAACGCAAUGAGUCGUCGUCUCGGACGACGAACUCCAAGGACGACAACGACGACGAAUCUCCGCCAGAAUUCAUGACUUGGGCCAGACUUUGGGUUCAUGUGAUCCGUCAGAUGCGUGGCGGAGCACUAUUAAGAUCUGUCGAGACUCGCGGGCCAGAAGUGGCCGUAGAAUACGAGUUAACGCCUUUCGAGAAACUCCUGAAUGACAUUCGUUUCCAAAAUUAUAGAUUAAAACAAAUUCCAAAAGAAGACAACAAAAGAACCAAAAGAGACGCCCAUCAGUUGAUUCUGGAUUUCAUUCGUUCGCGACCGACACUCGUUCCCGCACAACAACGAGAACUCAAACCAAAACCCGAAAAACCAGAAUCUCUUUACGAAAAACUCAUGAAAAGCAUUCGAACGGACAGACCUUCACUCAGACCGACUCCACCCCCGCGUUCACGCACUCCACCUCCCGUCCCAUCACCCGCUCACGAGGAAACAGCAUCUGUUCCGACCAAACGUCGUCUCAUUAAAGCAGAUCUCAAUUUACGUUUAUCUCUGACGUCAUUAGAAGAUUCGGAUUCAGAAGAAGACAAGAAAUGUCCGAAAACGCAAGAAAACAGAAAAUUCUCUCUAAAAAGCCUUUCUCUUCGAUUGCGUUCCGAAAGAAGACAUUCGACUCCCGAAGAAUUGGAUGCAAAUGAAGACACGAGAUCACAUGUGGCCGCUGUUUGGCAGGAUUGCGAACUCGCGGUCAAAGUGCAGUCGCUUUCGCUUUCUCUGCAAGAAGUCCGCCAUAUUAGAUCAGUUUUGACCAGAGCCGAAGUCGAGACUCUGGCCGUGACGCGUUCUCUGCGCGAUGACCUUGAAUCUGGUCGGAUCUGUUUCACGUGUUUGAAAACGCGUUUUUCGUUAUUUGGAUUUUCGUCUCAAAGAAUGUGUCGGAUCUGCGAUCGCGCCGUUUGUGACCGAUGCGCCGUCAGAAUGCAUAUUCCUGUUUCUCAGUUCGAAAAAGUGCCGAUUUAUAUGUUAAGUCCGACUCCUUCUCCGCCUUCGGAAACAAAUUCCAAACAUUUUCCGCAAAACGAUAGAAACGAUAGAAAACCACAAAUGGAUAGAAAACCCGAAUCCAAGUCUCGUCUAUACAGAGCUCUGACCCGCGAAUCCGAUGCCGUUGUCGUCGACUCGGGUGACCGCAAGUCCGGCCCUUUAGUCCGCGUUUGUCGCGAUUGCAAGCGAUUAGUGCGACAUCUCGUGGACGCGGGUUCUGCGGCCAUGAAUGACGUCUUGUAA
Oppia nitens is the source of this 1824-nucleotide messenger RNA. RefSeq names its product protein spire-like. Gene Ontology annotation, cellular component: cytoplasmic vesicle membrane; cell cortex. The record is from RefSeq and is a predicted model, not a curated record. The coding region runs from base 1 to 1824 and encodes 607 amino acids. Gene Ontology annotation, molecular function: actin binding. NCBI's taxonomy places the organism in Eukaryota, Metazoa, Arthropoda, Arachnida, Sarcoptiformes, Oppiidae. The transcript is spliced from 4 exons. Gene Ontology annotation, biological process: establishment of meiotic spindle localization; Golgi vesicle transport; intracellular transport.